Messenger RNA from Drepanopeziza brunnea f. sp. 'multigermtubi' MB_m1, 1032 nucleotides. RefSeq lists its product as uncharacterized. The record is from RefSeq and is a predicted model, not a curated record. Gene Ontology annotation, cellular component: U2-type post-spliceosomal complex; U5 snRNP; U4/U6 x U5 tri-snRNP complex. Gene Ontology annotation, biological process: RNA splicing; generation of catalytic spliceosome for second transesterification step. Lineage: Eukaryota; Fungi; Ascomycota; Leotiomycetes; Helotiales; Drepanopezizaceae.
AUGGAUUUCGCGGCUCUCAUGAACAAGGAAAUUGGUAAGGCCAAGGCUACGAAAGGCGCCGAAGCCGAGAAAUCCCAGAAAUUCAUGAAGCGCGCCGAGGUGGAAGCAGAGCGGCGCGAGAAGUACCUGGCCGAACAACGGGCGCUCGAAGCCGAGAAGGAGGCCAAGCUGCGCCAGAAGCGGAAGCGGGAGGAGGAUGAAGCUGAGGCGAACCGCACCCGGGAGGAGAAGCGGAGGAAGCUGGCUGAGGAGUCGAGGCGGCGGAGGGAGGAGCAGGAGGCUGAAGAGGAGAGGGCGAGGAGGAAGCGACUGGGUUUGCCGGAACUGGUGAAGGAGACGGUCGAGGAGGUUGAGGUGGAUGAUAUCAAGGACGAGGAGCUGAUUGAGAAGCUGCGGGAGAUGGGCCAGCCUGCUACGGUGUUUGGGGAGACGCACAAGGGAAGAUUACGCCGGUUCAGGAAGCUAGGGGUUGUGAUGACGACGGGGCCGAUUCCGACGUCUUUGGAGCUGGUGGAGGAGAAAGAUAUGAAGGUCGAUGUGGUGCCGAAGGGGGAGGCUGAGAGGAAGUUCCUGUUCAGGCAGUUGGCUUCGUAUUUUACUAUGGUAUUGAAGGAGUGGGAGAGUGCUCUGGAGGCGGAGAAGAGGGAUACGUUCGCGAGUAAGGCGGCGUACAACGCUAUGGUACAGAGCAAGGAGAACAUGACACCACUAUUUCGCAAAUUCGAGAAGGGCGACGUCGACGAGGGUGUCCUAGAGCCGAUCGUCGAAAUCGUGAAAGCGGCUCAAGAACGGCGUUACGUGGAUGCCAAUGAUGGUUACCUACGCCUGAGUAUUGGGAAAGCUGCCUGGCCCAUUGGAGUCACUAUGGUUGGUAUCCACGAGCGUAGUGCCCGAGAGAAGCUGCAUGAGAGCGACAAGGGACAUGUUAUGGGAGAUGAGGUUACGAGGAAAUUCUUGCAAAGUAUCAAGAGAUGUUUGAGUUUUGCACAGGUUAGGUGGCCUCCUGAGGAUAUCAGACAGCUUAUGGGUUGA